Rhododendron vialii is the source of this 1127-nucleotide messenger RNA. RefSeq names its product telomere repeat-binding factor 4-like. NCBI's taxonomy places the organism in Eukaryota, Viridiplantae, Streptophyta, Magnoliopsida, Ericales, Ericaceae. Gene Ontology annotation, biological process: nucleosome assembly. Gene Ontology annotation, molecular function: double-stranded telomeric DNA binding. Bases 105 to 950 code for a protein of 281 amino acids. The record is from RefSeq and is a predicted model, not a curated record. Gene Ontology annotation, cellular component: nucleosome. The transcript is spliced from 6 exons.
GAUUUUAUUCUCCUUUCUGAAAUUGUUACCGAAGCAAAAUUCUCAAAACCCUAGCCAUCAGAGAUUCCGAGGAUUCAGAGAGGACGAGGGUUUAAGCAGUUGAGAUGGGGAAUCCGAAGCAGAAAUGGACGGCGGAGGAAGAAGAAGCGCUGCGUGCCGGUGUAGCAAAGCACGGCACCGGAAAGUGGAAGAAUAUCCAGAAGGAUCCCGAAUUCAACCACUUCCUCUACUCUCGCUCCAACAUUGAUCUCAAGGACAAAUGGAGAAAUAUGAGUGUUAGUGCCACUGGCCAAGGUCCUAGGGAAAAAUCACGGUCAUCAAAAGCAAAGGCCAACCCAGAUGCUCCUGCCACUCCAUUGCCCAAUGCACAGACUUCUGUGGCCACCACUCCAGUUGCAAAUGAUUCAUCAGCAGAUGUAAUCAUGGAGGAUUCGAAAUGCUUGUUAGAUGGGAAAACUGCAUCAAAGUAUAAUGUCAUGAUUUAUGACGCACUUUCAACCCUGAAGGACCCAAAUGGAUCAGAUACUACUGCUAUAGUUAGUUUUAUUGAGCAAAGGAAUGAGGUGCCCCAAAACUUCAGGAGGUUGUUGAGUUCUAGAUUAAGAAGGCUUGUUGCACAAGACAAACUUGAAAAGGUCCAAAACUGCUACAAGAUAAAGAAGGAUGUGUCACAUGGUGCGAAAACGGUAACAGCUACCCCAAAACCGAAAGACAUCCGACCGAGGCAGUCCCAAACGACCACUAGUUAUCUUGGAGAUACCGUGGAAGAAGCUGCAGUGGCCGCCGCUUAUAAAGUUGCUGAAGCAGAGAACAAGUCUUUUGUGGCGGCGGAAGCUGUCAAGGAGGCAGAGAGGGUUUCGAAGAUGGCCGAAGACGCAGAUUCGUAUCUACAGUUGGCAAAAGAGAUCUUUGAGAAAUGUUCACGCGGUGAAGUAGUGCUGAUGUGCUGAUGGCGCGCGGAACGGCUUCUUGCAACUGGAAGACCUGGCCUUGUAAAAUAUUUUGUUCUCUGUUGCUGCUGUAUUUUCCUUCCGAUGUGGUCAAAAGACUCGAAACUAACAAUUGUAGGCCGGUUAUUUGUUAAUAGUACCUUUAUAGAUGAAUUACCAAUCAGACCUGAUUCAACA